Molecule: messenger RNA, 233 nt
Organism: Racocetra persica
Lineage: Eukaryota; Fungi; Glomeromycota; Glomeromycetes; Diversisporales; Gigasporaceae
Source: the annotation of a GenBank genome assembly
AACAAACACAAUCAUUAAAAAUACAAACCUCCUUAGAUAGUUUCUUUUCAUAUGAGAGUAUUACUGAAAAUGAAGGUUCUAGCUCUGAAGAACCUGAUGAUGAUUUAAUUUAUGAACAAUAUGAAGCUUUGACAGAAGCAUUUUCAUCCACUACUAUAUCUCGUUCUUUACAAAUAUUAGCAAAAAGAAAAAAUAUAAUACCUACUUAUAGAAAAAAAUCAAGUGAAAGCUAG